This is a messenger RNA of Colletotrichum graminicola M1.001, 807 nucleotides long. RefSeq names its product SIS domain-containing protein. Gene Ontology annotation, biological process: carbohydrate derivative metabolic process. Gene Ontology annotation, molecular function: carbohydrate derivative binding. The transcript has a single exon. Lineage: Eukaryota; Fungi; Ascomycota; Sordariomycetes; Glomerellales; Glomerellaceae. The coding region runs from base 1 to 807 and encodes 268 amino acids. The record is from RefSeq and is a predicted model, not a curated record.
AUGGUUCCUCCCCGUUCUGGAUCUGCUGCUGGCAUGCGCAGCCGUGGCCCGGUUGAGCUCAGCGUCAGCCUGGCCAAGUCAUAUGAAAUUCGCGGCCCCAAGUCGCCCAUGCCCAGGUCUCCGCUGCGGGAUGCCACCCACGAAGAUCGUGGUGCCCGUGCCUCGUACGAAGAGCGCCUCGACGGCGCCAUCCACGUCCUCCGCACAGAGGCCAACGCCCUCAUGGCACUGACCCAGCUGUACUCGUCCGAGCGCGUCUGCCGCGACGGCUUCUACCGCUCCAUCGAGGCCCUCUCCCGCCACCGCGACCACCGCGGCAAGGUCGUCUUCAUCGGCGUCGGAAAGUCUGGCUGGAUCGCCAAGAAGCUCACGGCCACCUUCAGCAGCUUGGGCCUCCCCGCCGUCUUUCUCCAUCCCACCGAGGCCCUGCACGGCGAUCUCGGCGUUGUUGGGGAGUACGACACCCUCAUCAUGAUCACCUUCUCCGGCAAGACUCCCGAGCUCAUGCUCCUGCUCCCCCACCUCAACAAGAAGUGCCCCCUCAUCCUCCUCACCUCGCCCACCAGCAUGGAGACGUGCGAGAUCGCGAAGCAGCGCCCGGACCUGAUCCUCCUGCCCGCCCCCAUCCCCGAGUCCGAGAAGGACACGUUCGGCGUGUCUGCCCCAACCACGUCGACGACCAUGGCCAUCGCCGUUGGUGAUGCUUUGGCAUACGUCGCGUCCAAGGAGAUGUACCCGUCCGUGUCUGCCGUCUUUGCGAAGAACCACCCCGGCGGCGCCAUUGGCCAGGCCUUCAAGACCAAAUAG